Molecule: messenger RNA, 483 nt
Organism: Chaetomium globosum CBS 148.51
Lineage: Eukaryota; Fungi; Ascomycota; Sordariomycetes; Sordariales; Chaetomiaceae
Exons: 3
Coding region: 1-483 (160 amino acids)
Biological process (GO): mitochondrial proton-transporting ATP synthase complex assembly
Cellular component (GO): mitochondrial matrix
Source: RefSeq, a predicted model, not a curated record
AUGGCCUCAACCCGCUCCCUCUACCGCUCCCUCCUCCGCGAGCUCCCUCCGCGACCCCUCCUCAGCACGCCGCGCGCGCCCCUCCACCAGCGCCUGCGCGACAACUUCCAGCAACCACAGUCAUCCACCAGCCCCGCCGCCGCCGGCGGUCCCACCGCUGAUCUGCGCGCCGCGCAAGCCGAACAGUACGUGGCCUACCUGCGGGCGCAGCGCACCUACGUGACGCUGCUGGAGCGCUAUAACCCGGGCAUGGGCAUGGACGAGGAGGAGCGCGUGCGGCUGACGGCGCGGCGGGUGGGCAUGGAUUUGCCGGUGGAAUUAAGUUGUUAUAUGGGCUUGGGUGGCGUUUGGCGAAUGGAUCUGGCUUUGGAGGUGGUUUGGCUUUGGAGGUUGGACCAGGACGACCCUGCUCUGCGCGUGAAGGAGGAGAAGCGGGUCGAGAAACCGUAUAUCAACCACGUGUACCUCACAUUAUAUACGUGA